Molecule: messenger RNA, 741 nt
Organism: Acaulospora colombiana
Lineage: Eukaryota; Fungi; Glomeromycota; Glomeromycetes; Diversisporales; Acaulosporaceae
Source: the annotation of a GenBank genome assembly
AUGACUCUGAAGCGGAAGCGUGAAGAAGAACAAGCUGUAGACAAUGCAGAAGACAAUCGCAUCCGAACGAACAGUCAUGACCAGCAAUCAGAGGCAACAUUGGCGCCCUCUUCCAAAUCUAAAUCGGGCUCAAAGUCCAAGCAAAAGCUGAGAGAGGGAACCGCAAGGAGUAAAGAUGCGAAAAAUGGCUCUGAAAGCACGCCACACGAAGGAAAGCCUGCAAAGCAAAAGUUGCAGAACAAAAAGAUACCGAGCAAAAUUCCGUUCAAGCCACGACCCAAGAUUGUCAAGUUGGCUCCUCAUCGCCCGUAUCCAACUGUCCCGACCUCGUCCAAUGCGACAGGACCCAAGUCUAAACGGGCUGAAGGCGGUAACAAGAUCUGUGUGACUCGUAAGACAAACCUGGGCGCGUAUCUCUCCCAGUGUAAGGACGUGUUUAUUAAAGGAGGUCAUAAAGAGUUGUUUCUAUCAGCGAUGGGUGCUGCAAUACCGCAUGCGGUUAUGCUAGCAACUUCAUUGCCCGGUAUUCUCCCUUUUAGCCCAGAGGAAAUCAAAACAUCUGUUAAGACGGGCUCUGUUAGCGUAAUGGACGAGGUCAUCCCUAUGGAUGAAGAUGAAGAGGGUGGUACGCAAACUCGUAACAAGGCAACUAUUGAAAUAGUCAUUCGUGUAAGGUCGGGGCUACCAGAUCCUUCUGCUCGACGUGCAACUACGAUAUCCGAGGAUUCUUUCUCUGACUGA